CGAGGGGCAGUUGAGACCAGGCUCUAGCUGGGUUGUUACAUCUGCUCUGUUUUAAUUUGUUUGGAUUCAGCCAUUAGUUUUCUGGGGUGGAAAGACAGACACAACAGAACUGUAGCAGAGAGGCUGAGGGGCUUGGAUUCAUGUGUGGAAAGGCGAAGUCUAGGAAGCAACGGAGACAAUGCUGAGAGGGCAGCUAUAUGUUAUGACUAGAGUUGAAUGAAUAAUUUGUAACGGAUAAAGUAUUCUGUACAUUUUGCCUCUUUCUGUUCACAGAUUGAUGCGGAACUGAGGCACAAACAAUUUAAAUAAUUUCCCUGAACUUAUGCAGGAAGUCUGUGGUGGAGAAAGUCAUUGAACCAAGGCCUUUGAAGUCCCUGCAUAAUGACCUAACUACCGGACCACCCAUCCUCUCUACUUCAAACAGGCUACUGCCCCUGACAUUAUGUCUUCACAGAAAGGCUGUUUAAGGAGCUGACUCUGUGCGUGACAAUCAGGGUUAUUGAAUCAGGGUUAUUCUCCUAUUUCAACUCCUGGCAGGACUGGUUGGUGAUUCUGAGGAUCCCAGGGGGAUAUUUCAAUCUUAUAGAUUCCUAAAUCCAUUUCAGUGGUUGGAAUAAUGGAUUCCCUAAUGGAUGUGGACAAUGAAAAGGAUGACACCCAAGAUGCACCUCAGUCCCUGGGAAGCUUUCUGAGUCAGGAUAGGUUUGCUGCUCUGAUGAGUGAUGUGAGUUAGGAGUGGUCCCUUUAGUGUAACAUUCUGUGACAUCCAGAGGCUACUGAAUGGCUGAGGCUGCCAUCAGUGUCCAGAAAAUGAACUGGGAUAGAAGCUAUCUUUCCCAUUUCUCUUUUUUUGCACGUGGAUUCGAUGCUGGUAAAGGUGCUGGCUGACAGCUCUAUAGGUCGUUUACACACACGGCAAUUAUGGCACAACAUCUGCAACAUUGCAAGAUUUGAUUCACACAUAUUGUGUGCUGCCAUUGCAUUUCACCCCUGUUCUGGAGGGCUCUUUCAGAGUUUGGGCUCUCUGCUGUACCUGCCAGCAAGGGGGGGUCAGGUGACUAGUUCCAGUUUUUUGUGAUGUUGACCCCUGUUGACUUGCAAUUGGACUGAAACCCAUCAAACUAAUUCCCAACAGAGGCCACCAAAUGGUUAUUAGAUCUGAAUGACUGUUGGCUCCUCGUCAGUUCAUUUGCCCUGAGAUAAGGUUUAAAGCAGAUGUAUCUCGACCAGCAGUUCUGUGAUGCUACACUGGUGGUUGAAGGAAGGAGGUUUCCUUGUCACAGGGUGCUGUUGGCCUCAGUCAGCCCAUACUUCCGGGUCAUGUUCACCAGCUCCUUCAAAGAGUCCCAGGAUGGGGAAGUUUUGCUCAAGGCUAUAGCCCCCUCCAUCAUCCAAAGCAUGCUGAAUUAUCUCUAUUUAGAGGAGAUAUCACUUACUGCAGAGACUGCUGAAGAGUUGUUUAUCGCAUCCUGUAGGCUCCAGAUCCUCCCACUAGAGGAGAUCAUUAGCAGAUUCUUUGUGAAGAAUAUUUCCAUGGAGAACUGCCUUGGGAUUUAUGCACUGGCAUAUAACCACAACCACAAAGAUCUGCUUCAUGCAGCAAUGCACCACAUCGGCUUGAAUUUUGGGUCCAUCUCUGAGGACUAUGAUUUCAUGUGUCUAGACCUCAGCACUUUGACUAGCAUCAUCUCCUCGGACAAGCUUGUAGUGGCCUCUGAAUUGGUUGUCUACCAGGCUGUGCAACACUGGGUGAGGUUUAAACCAGACAAGCGCCUCCCAUUGCUUUCUAUGCUCAUGAGGCACAUACGCCUUCCUUUCCUGACCCAUGAAGCACUUGCAGAGAUCCAGGCAGACUCAGAACUUUAUGGGGAUGUUCAGAUGUGGUGGAAACAACUGGUUGGAGAAGAAAGGCUGUGGGAGAGUGAGGGACUGAGGCAGGGUAUAUAUGAUGAGUGUAUUGUGUGCAUGGAGCUGCACAGGUACAGGAUUCAACAUGUGGAGAAUGACUAUUCAGAGUUUGACAUUGAUUCUGACUUGCUUUCUGGAAUGGAUUGUUUUGAUCCUUAUACAGGAAGGUGGGAAAAGCUGCCAGGUUUGAAAUGCCUGCGACAUCCUGCCAGCACAGCUGUGGAGCACAAGCUUUACCUGUCUGGAGGCAAACACCGAGAUGGCUCUUGUUCAGACACUCUUUAUGAAUACAGUUCUUUUACUGGCCAAUGGAUACAGCUCCCCUCCAUGUCUAUGCCCCGGGAUUCACAUGGCUUUCUAGCCUGUAACCUGAAGCUGUAUGCUCUUGUGGGACGAAAUGACAGACAUGGACUCACUUCUGCUGAGAGCUUUGACUUGGUGCAGAAGGCAUGGACUCCCAUCUCCAACUUGCCAUUUCGGCUGAUAUAUUUUGCUUCCACAGUGUUGAAGAAUAAGUUGUACCCAAUAGGUGGAGAAGCUUUGGCAGUAGUACCUAAGCUAGUUUAUAGCGGCAUUCUGAUCUAUGACAUUACCUUAGAUAUGUGGACUCAGAUGCCUCUGGAUUUUAAGUCCUAUGAAACAUCUGCUAUCUCUAUGAAUAAUGGGAUCUGUGUUAUUGGUGGAUUCUAUGAAGAAAAAGGUAGACAGCUGACUCCAAGAGGCACUACAGAAGUCUCCUUUCUGUCCAGUAGAAAAUGUUUCUUCCUCAACGAAGAUGGCAAAGUGAGCCAGGAAGUUGUUAUUCCAGAAUUACCAGAAAUAUUUGCCUUUGCUGGUGUGGUUUGUUGGCAGAGGAGAAUCUACUUGAUGGGUGGUGUAAAUUGUUAUCGAUUAUGCAACAGGAUUUUCUACUGGGAACCAGGUGAUUCCAGCUGGACUGAGUGCCAGGAACAUGUCCCCAGUAUAAAGGGGUUUAUCAGAAUAUUUAAAUGUGUGACACUGAAGAUACCAAAAAAUACACUCUGCCCCUUCUCCAAGAAAUAUCUGUAACCCCUACUACCAUCAGAGUUACAGAUUGCUGCUUUUCAGACACUUGCUAGUGCCUGACCCCUUCACAGUGCAACUAGCAUUGAAAUAUCCCCUCCAGAAGAACUCUCUCUGUACCAAAACAUCAGUUUACUUCACUCAUGCUCACCUGGAAAUCAGUAGUAGUUUUAAGAUUGACUUCAAUGAAAUCAGAAUAUGUUCCACAGGAUUCCAUUGAAUUCAAAUAGGCUGCAUUUGAGAAAAUUCUUGGUUCACACAAGGAGCUAGUUUAAAUUCAGUCUCAGCAUCACUUGGCUUAAAAUCAUUUUAACACCGCUAGACAUCAGUUAAAGGGCAC
Mauremys mutica (yellowpond turtle) is the source of this 3292-nucleotide messenger RNA. Its product is annotated as kelch-like protein 5. Gene Ontology annotation, molecular function: protein binding. Lineage: Eukaryota; Metazoa; Chordata; Testudines; Geoemydidae. The transcript has 5 exons. Bases 1216 to 2958 code for a protein of 580 amino acids. The record is from RefSeq and is a predicted model, not a curated record.